AUUUAAUAUGAAUACCGUAUUAUAUCAAUCAAUGUGUAUGUUACAGACCAUUUAAUAUAAUUAUUAUUAUUAUAUUUAAAUGAUACGUCUAAACGCGCGCGUUAACAUCAUUUUAAUGUACUUAGGAACAGUCGUGUAGUUACGCGUAUUAUCAAUUACUACUUUUGUUUUAUCUAUGCAAUAUUUUUGUUUAUAUCUUAUUAGCGACACUAGCGAAUCUAUCGACAAUAACGGUAUAAGAGAAGCCUUUAUUGUUUUUCUAUCAACUUGGCUUUACUGGACGGAAUCUUCGCAAGCAAACAGAAAAUGAUAAUAGCAUCGAGGUGAUGAGUUGUCAAGUUAAAAGAAAUAUCUUCAAUUUUGGAUUAUUAGUACGAAUUAUUGUAUAAUAAGACUACAUUAGAUUCCAAUUGUAAGAUUUAUCAUAUAUUAGAAGUCUUAUUAGAAUUUAAUAUGUAACGAAAUAUCCAUAGAUAGAUAUUUGUCACGAUAUAAUUUAGGUUAUAAUGCUACGUAUAAAGAAAAAAUAUUUGAUCAUCGCUAUAAAUUCGUAAUAAAAUAAAAUUAUAAAUAUUACUGCCUUACAUUUUUACCGCUAUUAUGGCUCGGUCCUCAAUUUCGGCACAAUGUGAUUCUGUCGCAUCAUACAUGGAUGGAGUUCAUGUUAAAAUUGUGGAAGCAUACAAGCCACCACGAAAAGUUGGUUUGCCCGCAGUUUAUAAUAAUAAAUUACCAGAUAUAUCGAAAUUAGUGUAUAAUUUCAGCUUAGAAAAAUCCGUCCUUGAAAAGAUGGCAGAAUGGCGUAAAGCCAGAGAGGCAAAUGUUAAGGCACGUAUAGCUCGGUUAGAAGAAAAAAAGAAAAGAGAAAAGGAAGAAUCUCCGCCGCCACCUCCACCUCUUCCAACAGAAACAGUAAAACAACCACCAGUAAAAGUUAUUCCACCACCAGAAACUACUAUACUUACUCCUCAACCCUUGUCUCCGCCAGCUAAUGAUUUGCAGAAUCAUGUACAAGCUAAUGGACUUGACUUUGCAGAUUUUGAUAAUGAUACAAGCAGUCCUUUUGAUAAUAUGGAAUUAAAAACUAUUAACGAUAUGGAAGAACUUGCACAGGUAUUGCAACCUACAUCACAAUGGAUACCAUCUGCCAAGUUGGAAAAUAUUAUAAACGAAUUAACUAUCGAAGAACAAUCUGCUGUUUGUGAGGAAGAAAAAGAAGAAAAUAUUAUAACACAAAGUGAAGAAAAUGCUGACAAAAACAUUAAUGUUAAGCAUCGCAGUGUGUCAACAAUUGUACAAGAACUUCAAAGGGAAUUGGAACGACCUUCAAUGGAGAAUUGGAAACCUUGGCCUGAUUUGGAAAGUCCAGAUGUUGAUGCGUACAGCAAACAUAAACAUGAACGUUCAUUAGUGUCGAAUAGUGUAAAUCAUACAAAUCCACUCUCGAAUUUAAAAGGAGAAGAUCAGAAAUUAGCUCAACAUUUAAGUGAUAUGGGAUUUUCGUUAUCACGAGCAGCACGUGCUAUAUGUGAUCUCGGUGGUGAAGACAAUAAAAAGGUUGUAGAAUAUCUUUUAGCUAUUCAGUCUUUAGAGGAGAUUGGUAUGUCUGGAGAAGAUGCAGAGAAAGCACUUGCAUUAACAGAUUAUGAUCCAAAUAAAGCAAGAAUAUAUUAUAAAAAUUUAUGCACAUUAAAGGACUUAGGAUUUCCAGAAGAUCAAGCAUCUAUGGCAUUAUUAAAAUGCGAUAUUGAUAGAGAUAGAGCAUUAGACUUUCUUAUUUCUUAAAUUGUAUUAGUUAGAUAUGGCUUAGUGAAAUAAUUCUGAUGUUGUGGAACUUCAACUCUUGUUAUCGUAGAUAAGCUUGUCUUGUUAAAUUUAAGAAAGUUCUGUUUAUUUUUCAUUUAUGUACAAACAUUUCUUUUUGAAGUUCAAUGAUAUGUAUUAUAUUGCAAUUAAGAAAAUAUGAGCAUUGAGACUGACAAAUA
This is a messenger RNA of Vespa crabro (European hornet), 1985 nucleotides long. RefSeq lists its product as uncharacterized. Gene Ontology annotation, cellular component: ESCRT I complex. NCBI's taxonomy places the organism in Eukaryota, Metazoa, Arthropoda, Insecta, Hymenoptera, Vespidae. The record is from RefSeq and is a predicted model, not a curated record. The transcript is spliced from 4 exons. Gene Ontology annotation, biological process: ubiquitin-dependent protein catabolic process via the multivesicular body sorting pathway. Gene Ontology annotation, molecular function: ubiquitin binding. Bases 601 to 1785 code for a protein of 394 amino acids.